AUGGCUUUCGUAGGAACGCAGCUGAAGUGCAAGGUAUGCGACAAGACGGUGUACAUCAUGGACCAGGUGUGCGCCAAUGGCGUCGCGUAUCACAAAUCCUGCUUCAAGUGCAACCACUGCAAGGGCACGCUCAAAGUACAAUAUCACGCCUCUUGCCAUUUCUUCCUUCCCCUUUGACAUUUUAUCUCUUUGCUCUUCUCGUUAUUUCCAUGCAUAUAAAUUUAAUUUAUCGGAAGAGAGGAAGAUGGGGAAGUCGUUGGAUCCACUCUUAUCCGAUUCAUUUGAUUGCCUCAUUUGAUCAAUGAUUUAUGCUGGAUCUCUUAUUUAUUUUUCCCUGUACACUUGGGUUUUGAUUCAUCGGGUGAUCUUUCUUUUUCGGAAGAUCUGUUUGCAUAAUCAGGAGAAUUUCUUUUUAUAAUUUGAUUGUUUAAACCCAUUGUCUAUACCCUUUUCCCUUUAAUAUCGAGAAGGACUGACUUAGCCCAUCCCUCAUUCCCACUAGAUUGAAUAUAGUAAUUUAAAAAAAAGAAUGGGGUGUCUCUCCUUUCUAUUGCACCUGAGAAUAUUGAAAUCUAUAGUCUUUCCAUAAUCUAUGAGGCACCAUCAGGUAUCUUUCUCUAGCAGAUCAGUAUAAUGUUGUCUUACAUUUCUUAAUUUUUGUCAGUAUUCAUAUCAGAGAUCAUCCUUGGAUUGCUCUUCUGCUACAAUACUAUGAAAAUGCUUACACUUAUCCGAAACAAUUUGAGAUGUCCCAAUCAUUGAAUUAUUUCCUUGCGAUGAAUUUUUUCAGAGAUGAUUUCAUCUCACAAGAGUUACCAUCAGAAAGGUAGAAAGAUGUUGUGAUAUAAUGUAAAACGUCAGAAGCUGCAUAAGGCUAAUAUAUGAUGUUGUGAUAAAUUUUGGAGACCAAUAGAAACAUGAACCUAACCUGUGAUAUGUUGUUAAAAUCUAUGCAGCUGAGCAAUUUCUCCUCCAAGGAGGGUGUAUUGUAUUGCAAGCCUCAUUUUGAGCUGCUAUUCAAAGAGACGGGCAGCUACAACAAGAGCUUUCAGUCUCGUGAGACUAUUCUUUGUUCCACUUUCGGCUUUUAUGCAACCUUCCUUUAGAGUUUUCAGAUAAAAUAUUUGCUAAGUAUUUGCCCUUAUGCAGCUGUAAAGGCAGCUGUGAUGGGAGCUGAGAAGGUGACUCCAGCACUGGUAAAGUGGUUUUCCAAUUCCUAAGACAGAAGGUUUUAGAUUUUCCGUCGUUGGUCCAUUUUGCCCAUGAUUUUCUGUGUUCUUUUUUGUGUGUUCUGACAGGUAAGAACUCCUAGUAAAGCUGCCUCCAUGUUCUCAGGGACCCAGGAAAAGUGUGCCACUUGUGGAAAAACAGCGUAUCCCCUUGAAAAGGUACAUUAUUAGUGAAAAAAAAGCAGUUGUCUUUCUUUUUUCUUUUGUUAUGCAUGUUGCUUGGGGUUUAUUAUUGAUGAUUUACUCAACAUCUUUCUUAAUGCCGUUGCAUUUUCUCCAGUAAAGAAGAAAUAAGGAUGUGAUAACAGAAAAUUGAUGUGAUAUUAUAUUAAAAUAAUUAGAAAAUCGCUUCCAUGAGCUUGAUAUUAAAAUAUUUGAAGCAUCACCUUCUUACAUGUAUGAAGAUGUAUUGACACCGGAGUAACAUGAGAUGUGAGCGAUAUUCAAGCCUAUGUGGAACCCUACUGGUAAAAACAUCCUCUCUGACGUGGUACUAGGAGCUUGAAAUAUAACCUCAACAGAUUUGCUCAUAAGCAGCCUCCUCCUUGUAUAUUAAGUAGGAUCAAUUUAUUCAUGGCACGGUUUGAUGGAACACUAUCUAAUGUAUUAACAAGAGCGUGAGCUUGAUUUGAAAGCUGAAGAAUGAACAAUGCUCUUGAAAUUCUCAGAUGGUCAAGUAGAUGCCCUUCUUAGCCUCGGAAAAUCUUAGAGAAUUAAGUUGAACAACUACCUCAUAUAGCACCGUGGGCACAUAGUUGAGAUGGGGGUUUGGGUUAUAAAAUCUAAAUUAGCUAUUUUACAUAUUCGUCUAGAUUCACAUAUCGUGCAUAUGAUGAAGAUUAUUAGCUCCCACUUCAAGGAUAUCUCCACCGACGAAUUUGCUAGAAGUGAAUCAUCUUGAAUGGGAUCUUCCUAGUUGUUAUAAAGCAGGGUUGUAAUUCGAACAGCAUCCUUAUCCUUGAAGAGUUAGCUAAAUGGAUGGCGCAUGUCUUAUCGCUUAGCUACAGAUUUCUAGAGCAUUUAUCAUCUCUUUUACAAGUGGUCGGCCUGCAUGAUCUGGUCAUACCUUUUGCCGUCUCCCUGGAAACUAACCAUUAAGAAAAGCCCAUUAGGUUUUGUCCGACGCCCCUGAGAACCGGCACAGAUGCAAGCUAGCCGAUGACUUGAUGUUCUGGAGGACAUUCCUUCCUGCAUAGUUUGGGAGGUUUAUAUUGUCCGGCCCAUAUAUGCGUGGACAUUCUCUUCUGAAGUAGCCUUCAUCGGUCGUUGGAAUGAACAUUCGCCCGUCUAUUCAUCUUGUCCGGGGGUCAUAAUGGCUCAGUAGCGUCGCUUCACAUUUCCGCUUUCAUUCUAUUGAGAUUGAGUCAUGAUAAUCAACUCGGUGCAAUCUUGUAGCCGAAAAGGGGGACAAGUGGCGGACGGAGGAGGAACGUGUAAGAUGGAGGGGAAGGAGAGGGAAGGAAGAAGAAAGAAAAUGAGAGAAGAGAGAAGAAAAAGGAUGAGGAGGAUGAAGGGGCACAUGGGAGGAGAGCAAUUGGACGGAGAAUGAAGGAAGAAGAGGCGGAAGAGGACGCAAGAAGAGAGGAUGGAGGUCUGUCUCUGUAAUUUUCUCAGAACCGAUUAUGAACGCUUUAAUAGAUUAUACCAACCUACCUGCUACUACGAAUGCCCGAGAGGGGAGACACCGAAUGAAAUCGACAGUCGUUUUGAGCUUCAUACCCACCCAUCACACCCACUGGAGACCUGCUCUGCAUAAAUGAUCGCCCAUUUAUCUCCCUUUAGGAACCGGCUGCGGCUCUCACGUCGGCUGCUUAUCUCUGGCUGUGGUGGUCAGGUGACCGUUGAAGGGCGGACCUACCACAGGUCCUGCUUCAAGUGCUUCCACGGGGGCUGCUCGAUCACGCCGUCCAACUACGCCGCUCUGGAGGGCAUCCUCUACUGCAAGCCCCACUUCUCCCAGCUCUUCAAGGAAAAGGGGAGCUACAAUCACCUCAUCAAGUGCGCCUCCGUCAAGCGCCCGGCGGCGCCGCCACCACCGGAGGCCUAA
Spirodela intermedia is the source of this 3276-nucleotide messenger RNA. The record is from the annotation of a GenBank genome assembly. Lineage: Eukaryota; Viridiplantae; Streptophyta; Magnoliopsida; Alismatales; Araceae.